CCGGGCCUGCGCAGCGGUCUGCGGCCACGUGUGUCCGGGACCCCUAGAGCCGCCGCAAUGAAGCCGAGAAAAAAUAAAAAACGAGUUCCAAGCUUUCGCAAGUUGCUGAAAACUAGUAAAGUAAAACUUGACAACAAGUUAAAGAAUAAACAGUUUAAGCAGCAGAGCAUUGCUAAGAAAUAUCGAAAAGAGCAAAGAAAACUUAGGCAAGCUGUCAAAGAUGUUACAUCCAGAACAUCUGUUCCAUUGGAGGAAUACAAGAAAAAACAUGCAGCUGAAAGAAAGGAGGAAGAAGAGGAAGCUCUUCCACUGGAUAUGAUGGAUGAAGAUGACCUGAAAUUAAUGGAAGAUUUAGCUCAAAAAGCAUCAUUUGUAACAAGAGACCUUUCUUCCAGUGAACCUGUUCAUGCUAAGAAACGAAAACAGGAAAGCGUGAUUGACAGAUAUGAGAAAAUGCCAAGGCGCAUGCAGACUGAGCCAGAAAAAGAACUUAUUCACCUGCUUCCUAUCAAAGAUAAAAGUGGCAUUAUUCCACAAACAAUGGAAAAGCCAGUCAUCAAUGUUGCACAGAAUGAAGAGGAGGAAGAUACAGAAGAAAUGGAGGUGGUAGAAGAAUCUAGUGAAGAACCCCAGCCUGUGCUCACUACGGAUGAACUGCUAAUUCAAAGGAGAAGGAAGCUGCAGGAGAAGAAGAUACACAUUGCAGCCUUAGCAGCUGCCAUUCUGUCUGACCCAGAAAACAGCAUAAAGAAGCUGAAAGAGUUGCGUGCCAUGCUAAUGGAACAAGACCCCAAUGUGGCUGUGAUUGUUCGGAAGCUGGUGAUGGUUUCUCUGAUGGAAAUAUUCAAAGAUAUUACUCCUUCUUACAAAAUUCGGCCUCUGACUGAAGCAGAAAAACAUACCAAGGUUAGAAAAGAAACUCAGAAACUAAGGGAGUUUGAAGAAGGCCUUGUGAGCCAGUACAAGUUUUACUUGGAAAAUCUGGAACAAACAGUUAAAGACUGGAAGCAGAGGAAGCUGAAGAAAAGUAACGUGAUCUCAUUAAAAGCAUAUAAAGGUCUGGCAGAGAUUGCAGUCAAGUGUCUGUGUGAGCUUCUUGUGGUGCUGCCUCACUUCAAUUUCCACAAUAACAUCAUUGUCCUGAUUGUACCUCUCAUGAAUGACACAUCAAAAUUGAUUUCUGAAAUGUGUUGUGAAGCUGUAAAGAAGCUCUUUAAACAAGACAAACUGGGCUCUGUUUCUCUGGGUGUCGUUAAGGUGAUUUCUGGCCUUGUAAAGAGCAGAAAUUAUGAUGUUAGACCUGAGGUGCUAAAGAUAUUCCUUCAUCUAAGAAUUAAAGAAGUAGAAGUAAAAAAAGAUACAGAAGACAUUACUGCAAAGAAAAAGUUCAUGUCUUGUAAGGAGAAAAGGAAAAAUCUUUCAAGGAUGCAAAGAAAGUGGAAGAAAGCAGAAGAGAAGCUGGAACGAGAACUCCUGGAAGCAGAAGCCUCAGAGAGUAAAGAAAAAAAACUGAAACUGCACACAGAGACUCUGAAUAUUGUAUUUUUAACUUACUUCAGAAUACUGAAGAAAGUACAGAAAUCCCCUCUUUUGCCUGCGGUACUGGAAGGUCUUGCAAAGUUUGCCCAUCUCAUAAAUGUAGAAUUUUUUGAUGACCUGUUGGUUGUUCUACAUUCUCUCAUUGCAUCUGGGGAUCUAAGCUAUCGGGAGAGCCUUCAUUGCGUUCUCACUGCUUUUCAUAUUCUGUCUGGCCAAGGUGAUGUUCUUAACAUUGACCCUUCGAAGUUCUACAGUCACCUUUACAGGACACUAUUUAGGCUACAUGCAGGUGCUACGAAUGAUGACAUGGUGAUAGUGCUUCAGUGCCUGAAUGUAAUGCUUACCAAACGUAGGAAACAGGUUUCCCAGCAACGAGCCCUUGCUUUCAUAAAGCGACUUUCCACACUUGCUCUCCAUGUCCUUCCAAAUUCCAGUGUUGGGAUCUUGGCAACCAACAGAAUAUUGAUGCAAACAUUCCCAAAAACAGACCUCCUGCUAGACAAUGAGGCUCAAGGUAGUGGACUUUAUCUCCCAGAACUGGAUGAGCCAGAGUGUUGCAAUGCUCAGAACACAGCUCUGUGGGAAUUACAUGCACUACGGAGACACUAUCAUCCAACAGUGCAGAAAUUUGCAGAUCACCUUAUUGCUGGAGCUCCAGCUGAAGGUUCAGAAGCUCUCAGACUGGAUCUGAGCCGAAGGUCUGGCACAGAACUUUUUGAGACAUAUAAUAUGAAAGGAAUGACUUUUAAUCCUCCUGUAGCAUCUGUUACACCUAGAAAAAAGGAUAAAUUUUUACAAGGGGAUUCAUUUCUAAAUGAAGAUUUAAAGGAAUUGAUUCAGACACAUCUCAAUGAGGCUGCUGUUCACAGACCCUUGGAUUUUGCUAAACACUUAAAGGAAUCAUCCCUAUCAUAA
Messenger RNA from Emys orbicularis (European pond turtle), 2454 nucleotides. It is a transcript of the gene NOC3L, whose product is annotated as NOC3 like DNA replication regulator. The transcript has 21 exons. Gene Ontology annotation, cellular component: nucleolus. The record is from RefSeq and is a predicted model, not a curated record. Gene Ontology annotation, molecular function: chromatin binding. Lineage: Eukaryota; Metazoa; Chordata; Testudines; Emydidae. Bases 58 to 2454 code for a protein of 798 amino acids. Gene Ontology annotation, biological process: DNA replication initiation.